Messenger RNA from Penicillium cosmopolitanum, 1209 nucleotides. RefSeq names its product glycosylphosphatidylinositol-alpha 1,4 mannosyltransferase I. Gene Ontology annotation, biological process: GPI anchor biosynthetic process. NCBI's taxonomy places the organism in Eukaryota, Fungi, Ascomycota, Eurotiomycetes, Eurotiales, Aspergillaceae. The transcript is spliced from 3 exons. Gene Ontology annotation, molecular function: GPI mannosyltransferase activity; alpha-1,4-mannosyltransferase activity. The record is from RefSeq and is a predicted model, not a curated record. The coding region runs from base 1 to 1209 and encodes 402 amino acids. Gene Ontology annotation, cellular component: glycosylphosphatidylinositol-mannosyltransferase I complex; membrane.
AUGCCUUCCUCCGUCAUCUUCACAGUCCCCCGCGUCCUCGUCGGCGCUUGUUUCCUCCGCCUCAUCUUGCUCGUCUACGGAGGCUGGCAGGAUGCCAACUCCGCCGUCAAGUAUACUGAUAUCGACUACAUGGUCUUCACCGAUGCAUCGCGCUACGUCGCAAACGGUGACUCUCCCUACGCGCGGGAUACUUAUCGAUACACCCCCUCCUCGCGUGGAUGCUUGUCCCAACUGCCUGGCAACUCCCACCUCCCUGGUCCGCGGUCUCGUUUGCAUUUGGUAAGAUCCUUUUCGCUUCAGCUGAUGUUCUUGCUGGGUGGUUUGUACUUCAGCUCUUGCGUCGUUACCCGCGGUAGUUCCGAGGGUCUACUGGGUGUAUUCGUUGCGGCUCUUUUGUGGGCGACUCUUACAAAAAGACCCAUCACGGCUGGCGCUAUUCUUGGUCUUGCGGUGCAUUUAAAGAUUUAUCCUUUCAUUUAUGGAGCUUCUAUUCUUUGGUGGUGGGAUGCACAGCGGGAUGGUAAGCCGGCUACGAAGUCGGAUGUUGAUCCUUUCACUCGGGCUAUGGAGUUCGUGACGCAUUCCAGAGUUCGAUUUACUCUUUCGGCGUUGGCGACAUUUGUCGCGCUCAAUGGUGUUAUGUAUCUCUGGUACGGAAUGCCGUUUCUUCAACACACUUUCUUCCAUCACCUCACUCGCAUUGAUCAUCGUCAUAAUUUUUCGCCUUACGCCACCCUGCUGUAUCUUACUUCGACUGGGGUGGCGGGCUUCCACUCUGAAUCUUUGGCUUUCCUGCCUCAGCUGAUUCUUUCUGUUGUUGCUUUGCCUUUGGCUCUGGCGAAGAAGAAUCUCGCUACUGCUAUGCUGGCUCAGACAUUUGCUUUUGUUACUUUUAACAAAGUCUGCACUAGUCAGUACUUCAUCUGGUACCUGAUCCUAUUACCAUUCUAUCUCCCCACCUCAUCACUCAUGCGUAAGCCGACGCUUGGUAUAUCGGCUGCAGUCCUUUGGGUCGUGGGGCAGGCUCUUUGGUUAUGGCAAGGCUUCAAUCUCGAAUUCCUUGGCCUUUCAUCGUUUGUUCCUGGCCUCUUCCUAGCAUCUUUGGUCUUCUUCGCUAUUAACAUCUGGAUCCUUGGCAUGAUCGUGCAAGAUGCUGGUUUCAAUGGCGAUCCGAUCGCCUUGGCUAAAAAGGUUCAUUGGGAAAAUUGA